Molecule: messenger RNA, 2903 nt
Organism: Archocentrus centrarchus (flier cichlid)
Lineage: Eukaryota; Metazoa; Chordata; Actinopteri; Cichliformes; Cichlidae
Product: protein Wnt-2b-A-like
Exons: 5
Coding region: 1-1173 (390 amino acids)
Biological process (GO): cell fate commitment; neuron differentiation; canonical Wnt signaling pathway
Cellular component (GO): extracellular region
Molecular function (GO): frizzled binding; cytokine activity
Source: RefSeq, a predicted model, not a curated record
AUGAAAAGAAAGAACAUAUUUUGUUUGAUGAAAUCUCGGGGCUUAUCGGACCAGAGCAGGGCUAUGGGGAUCAGAAAUGGGGCAAGAAACCAGCAUCACUCCAAACCCAUUUCUAAAGUGUACUUCAGCUUUAUUUUGCUCCUGCUCAUUUUCACACCAAGAGUGGAUUCAUCGUGGUGGUACAUCGGCGCUCUGGGUGCUCGGGUGAUAUGCGACAACAUUCCUGGCCUUGUGAACAAGCAGCGGCAGCUCUGCCAGCGGCACCCGGACCUGAUGCAGUCCAUCAGCCUGGGAGCCAAAGAGUGGAUCAAAGAGUGCCAACACCAGUUCAGACACCACCGCUGGAACUGCAGCACGCUGGACCGGGACCACACUGUUUUUGGCAGAGUGAUGCUGCGAAGCAGCAGAGAGGCAGCAUUUGUGUACGCCAUCUCUUCAGCAGGAGUGGUCUACGCCAUUACCAGGGCCUGCAGUCAGGGGGAACUUAAGAUUUGCAACUGUGACAGUCAAAAACGAGGGCAAUUCAGUGAUGACAAAGGCACUUUUGACUGGGGUGGAUGCAGUGACAACAUCAACUAUGGAAUAAAAUUUGCCAAGGCUUUCGUAGAUGCCCGUGAGAGGAUGGUGAAAGAUGCUCGAGCACUGAUGAACCUACACAACAACCGAUGCGGUCGGAUGGCAGUGAAGCGCUUUAUGAAGCUGGAGUGCAAGUGUCAUGGGGUCAGUGGUUCCUGUUCUCUGAGAACCUGUUGGCUGGCUAUGUCCGACUUCAGGCAAACUGGAGACUACCUUCGCAAGAAGUACAACACAGCCAUCGAGGUAACCAUGAACCAAGAUGGGACAGGAUUUAUAGUGGCUGACAAGGACUUUAAGGGAAGCACCAAGAAUGAGUUGGUCUUCGUUGAGAACUCUCCAGAUUACUGUCUCAUGGACCGUGCAGCAGGCUCCUUGGGUACAGCAGGCAGAGUGUGCAACAAGUCCUCAAGGGGCAUAGAUGGCUGUGAAGUCAUGUGCUGUGGACGUGGAUAUGACACCAUGCGAGUCAAACGUGUCACCAAGUGUGAGUGCAAGUUCAAGUGGUGCUGCGCUGUGGAGUGCAAAGACUGUGAAAACAUAGUGGACGUGCACACCUGCAAACCCCACAAGCGACCUGACUGGCUGGACGUAACCUAGGAAGGAGACUAGACAAAUUAAACGUGCUCCUGACUCAUUAACCUGUGAACUAGUGACUAUGUUCUAGUUGGGAUCUUGUAACUAUAAUACCUCUGGCUUUUGAUGCUUUUCUACUUCACAAACCUUCAUUAGAUGAUGGUAAACUGGAAAUUAGACCCAGUUACUGAUCAUGUGCUGCUUUAAAAGGGUUUUUAAAGAUAAUGUGUUGAAUCAAACUUUGAAUCUUUGUUACAAAAUGGCUGAGUAUUAUAUUCCGUUGUAAAUGUACUCUUAAGGCAUAUAUAUAAUCUAAUGCCUGCUUCUUGUUUCAUAGUAUGUGAAAACUGUGUGAGCAUAAGAGAUGAGAAAUCAUAGAUAAUAGUAGUAUUUGGACUGAAGUGAGUGGGAUCAAGAAAAAUAAUGAAACGGUAUUUUGAGAUCCUGUAAAACAUUGACCAGUGUAUCAUUUAAAAUGGCAUCAAGUCAUUUCAUAAAAUGAAAUGCAAGUCGUGAUCAAAAGGUUUUGCAGCUUUACCUGAGAAAAAAAGCAAAAACCAUCCAUCCAUCCAUCCAUCCAUCCAUCCAUCCAUCUUCGGCAGCAGCCUUCCAUUUGAAGUCAGAAAUUUUCAGCUGGAAUAGUAGUAAAAUUGCAUAACUUGUAAUCUGUACUACCACUGUUGUCUAUUUGUAAUAAGCCAUCUACAGAGCACUGAACCAGGCUCUAGCCAUAAACCUUCUACAGCAAUGUUUUUAAGUGCAAAACACAGGCAUUGCAAGCGGCGGCUCUCCCUUUCUAGGGAGCAAAACAAAUCCUGUUUUCUGACAGGAAAGCAGUUAAUUUGAAUAUGAUGUCAUUACCGGCUCCAAGACUUCAGAGCUAAAAGGAACGCCGCAUAAAUUUAGCUUAUCUCUCCUUCAACCUCGACUGAGUCCCAUGCUAUUAAAAUGCUCCCCGGAAGUGGCCUCACACUCCACAGUGGCAAAAAAGUGGCCCUUCAUUUUUUCACUUCAUUUUAUCAAAAAGGAUGAAAAUACAUAGAGCCAAAUCUGGUGGGUCGGGUGGGUGGUGAAGGAACAUUGUAUUUAUGUAACAAAAACAAACAAACACAAAACCCUGCACUAGUCUGUAAUUUAUAAAGAUGCUAGAACUUGACCGCUUGGAGAUUGGCCAGAUGUUAACCAGGUAUGGAUUUAGCUUUUUUUAUCAGCAAAGUCACAAACCUUUGGAUUCCCACCUUGUACCCAAGACAGCUGUUGCUAAUUUUUUGCAACCAUCAAACUAAAGAAGCAGUUAGAGUGCGUUCCAAGAGGUCUUUCUUAAUUAAGGCCAGAUAAUCACAUUGUAAACUCAAAGGAGCCACUAACAGAAGAGUAAGCAAGAAUUUACAUUCACAGUGGUAGUAUACUUUCUGCACUUGGGUUUUGGUAGAUUGAAAGACAAAGGGCACAUUAACAAAACAAAGUAAGCCUCACAAUAUUUGGUCUGUUUGAAAGAGUCUUGUACAGUAUGCUAAUAUUUGACUGUAAGAGAUCUAACACAUGGUUCUGUUGCUUCAUUGAAAAUUUUCUAAUUUCUACCUCUGAUUCUUUGUCUUUACUUCAAGCAAAUGCCACAGGCCACGUUAAUGCAGACAAGUGCACUGCAAAAAGAAAAAUAUACAGCUUCAUUGUUUGGACAUGGUGACUUUCCAAAGUUGUAAUUUUGAGUGUCGUAGCAGAAGAAAGUGCGUUAUAGUCAAUGUACCAUUAAA